Messenger RNA from Belonocnema kinseyi, 1950 nucleotides. Its product is annotated as rhamnogalacturonate lyase-like. Gene Ontology annotation, molecular function: carbohydrate binding; catalytic activity. Lineage: Eukaryota; Metazoa; Arthropoda; Insecta; Hymenoptera; Cynipidae. Gene Ontology annotation, biological process: carbohydrate metabolic process. The transcript has 3 exons. Bases 29 to 1858 code for a protein of 609 amino acids. The record is from RefSeq and is a predicted model, not a curated record.
CGUUGAAUGCCGUAAAACAACAUUCAGAAUGGAUCAUCAAGUUUUUAUCUUCAUUGUUCUAUUAUUCAUUCUCACAUUUGACCAUUCUCAUUUUGUUGAAGCAUCUUUAAAGAAAAUAGUCCCAAGGGAGAAUGAUGCUUCUUUAAAUGGAAAAAAUAAGUUGGUUGCACCAGAAUCCAGCAUAUCCGUGAAGAUAAGCGGCAUGAUAGCUUCUUUGGACAACGGAUUGAUAAGCAUAACUUUCGGAAAUGACGGGACUGUUUCUUCGUUAUAUAAAAAUGGCAAGAAUCUAGUGAAAAAUGUAGCUCGAGGUGGAUCAUUUUAUCUUGACUGGCAUAAUGGCACUUAUCACCGAUUUGCUCCAUCUUCUCUUCAAGUGAUUAGAAAAUCAGCUAAGCGUGUCCACAUUAUGUAUUUGCAAGAUAGGCCUGGAAUGGUAACUUUAGAAUACCACUACAUAAUGGAACAAGGGCAGAGUGGCAUCUACACAUACGUACAUGCCGCAAACAAUGCCGAUGAUAAUAUAACUUUUAGCUUAUAUCGUACAGUCUAUCGAUUCGAUCCUACAGUUAUGGUUCAGGUCACUAAUGGUGUACAAGAAGGAACUAUACCAGAUGGAGGUGAGUUAAACGAUGCAAAUCGAGUUCAAGAUGCGACCUGGAAACUUUCCGAUGGCACUUAUUAUUCCAAGUAUGACUAUGCAGCAUACAUUAGAAAAACACCAUAUCAAGGGGUAUUUGGAAAUGGAAAUGGUGCUUGGUUGAUCUCUGCUAGCCGAGAUUAUCACUCAGGAGGUCCUCUCAAACAAGAUCUAACGGUUCAUGAAGCAGCUCUCAUUUUGAAUGUUUUGACAGCAGGGCACUUUGGUUCACCUUCUCUUACUGCGCCACUAGGAUGGUCAAAAUUAUAUGGACCCUGGCUGCUUUACUUCAAUGAAGGGACUGAUGAAGAACUAAAGGCUGAUACAAUUCGUCAGGCUGAAAAGGAACAGAGUCUUUGGCCAUAUGAGUGGAUGAAUGAAAAAGAAUAUCCACUAAAACGAGCCACACUGAAAGGUCGGGUGACUAGUCCUGUUCGAAGCAUGGUUGUACUUUCAUCUUCCUUGACAGAAGAGUUUGACCUACAAGUUCUUGGAUAUUCGUACUCGACUGAAACAGGCAGAAAUGGUGAUUUUAAUCUAGAAAAUAUCAGACCAGGAAAAUAUAAGUUAACGGCAUAUCCAAUAGAAGGAUAUGGAAUUGGUUUCCAGUCAGAGAAAUUCAUAACCAUCACUGAAGGAAAGAACAGAGCCUCCUUGGAGUUAUCCGUACCCACGGAAGUGAAGUGGUCCAUUGGAGAAACAAAUCGGCGAUCAGACUCAUAUCGUUAUAGUAAUGAAUCACGAAAUUAUCUUUGGCAUACUUUGCCGCCAGCGGAUUUGGAAUUUAAGAUCGGGAAAAGCGACAUCCAUACAGACUGGUAUUAUGCACAAACGAAACCGGGGACUUGGACUAUUAGGUAUAAGGAUUCUCCAAAUGGCAAAAGUAGAAUUUUAAGAAUCGGGAUAGCUGCAGGGAGUAACAGUGUACCCAGUCUUACUAAUGAUCCGGGAUUUCCGAUUUUAGCAGUAGGUGUAAAUGGUUGUCUAGUGAAAGAAUUUAGCCAAGAAAAUGGUGUAGCUGGAUAUGGCUGUCUAAUGAGAGAAUUUAAUUAUGAAAAUGAUCAUAGUGUUUAUCGAAGUGCUCCGCAAAGCGGAAACUUUCAUGUUGAAACGAUAAUAAUUCCGUCUAUUAUGGUACUCCAAGGUGAAAAUCUGAUAAAAUUAACACUUCGUCAAGGAAUGGUUAUGUAUGACAGUAUAAAUUUCUCAGAAAAAUAAAAAUUUUAAUGAUAUUUCAUUUUCUGCUAGGGAUGAAAUUUGGUGAUAGUUACAAUGUGAAUGCCACAUAAAUAAAUUUUGACAUUCCAUAA